This is a messenger RNA of Thelazia callipaeda (thelaziosis nematode), 894 nucleotides long. The record is from the annotation of a GenBank genome assembly. NCBI's taxonomy places the organism in Eukaryota, Metazoa, Nematoda, Chromadorea, Rhabditida, Thelaziidae.
AUGGCAAUAUUUGAAAGUAAUAGUAUUCGUGUGGCAGAAAAAAAUAAAUUGUAUAGGCAAGGAAAUAUUUCAUAUUUGACAAAGUUAAACGAUCUCGCCGAUUUGACUGAUGAGGAAUACUUGAGAAUGAGUGGUAUGAAAAUACUUAAUCAUGUUGAACAUCCACGGAAUAGAAGCACCCGACAAGCUUAUCCAUACUAUUAUCAGUAUAACCGAUAUGAUCAAUUACCAAAUUAUGUUGAUUGGCGGAGGCAUAAUAUUGUUACAUCAGUUAAAAAUCAAGGGGAUUGUGGUAGCUGCUAUGCAUUUGCUGCUUUGGGAGCACUAGAAUCAUAUCAUAGGCUUAAAACAGGAAGAUUAAUUGAUUUAUCUCCUCAAAAUAUUAUUGAUUGUACGAAUUAUCUCGGGAACAAAGGUUGCAGAGGUGGUUUCACGGCUACGAUAUUUACAUAUGCAAGAACAUAUGGAGUUUUAUCAAAUGGUAAUUAUCCGUAUGAAUACUAUACACAGAAUUAUUGCCGUUGGAGACGGAACAGCGUUGAGGCAACUGACGAGGGAUUCUAUCAAGUUAACUAUGGUGACGAGUUAGCUUUGAAGCACGCUGUAGCCAAAACAGGACCUGUUGUUGCUGCUAUUGCAGCGAGCAGGUGGAGUUUCAGAUUCUACCGCUCAGAGGCACUGUACAGUUCUUCAGGAAUUUAUGCCGAUCGCUACUGUGGUUAUCCAAAUCACGCAGUACUGGUCGUUGGUUACGGUACUGAUCGCAGAUACGGUGAUUACUGGAUUAUCAAAAACAGUUGGGGAACUAGAUGGGGAAUGAAUGGAUAUGCCUUUAUAGCACGAAACAGAAACAAUAUGUGUCAUAUUGCUUCAUUUUCAAUGCUUCCAAGAUAA